This is a messenger RNA of Lachancea dasiensis, 651 nucleotides long. The record is from the annotation of a GenBank genome assembly. NCBI's taxonomy places the organism in Eukaryota, Fungi, Ascomycota, Saccharomycetes, Saccharomycetales, Saccharomycetaceae.
AUGAAUGGCCAUAACAAGAUACAAGAAUUCACAGUAUAUAUAGGCAAUGUGGCACCUGAGGUAACUAAAGAGGUGAUUUAUGAGCUUUUUCUCCAGGUGGCUCCAAUUAAAAGCAUCCGAUAUCCAAAAGAUAGAGUGCUGGAAACGCACCAAGGGUUUGCUUUCGUGGAAUUCUACAAUGCGGCAGACACGGAGUAUGCAUGUAAGUGUUUUAAUAACGCUGUAAAAUUAUUUGGUCGAAUACUAAAGGUGAGAAGAGCCAAUGCAGGCGGAGGGGCCUCUAACUCGAGUGCCGAAGCUAGCAACCUGAGCGGACUGCACGGCGGAGCAAAAUUGUUUGUCAAAAAUGUCGACAAACUUGUAGACGAACAGGCUUUAGGGAAGAUUUUUGCAAAAUUUGGUCCAUUACUUAAGGCCCCGGAGAUAUUCCAUCUUAAACAGAAUCAGUUGAGAUGCGCCUUCGUGUACUACACCACAUUUGAGCACUCAGAUAAAGCACUAGCAAAGCUCAAUAAUCAAAUGGUGAUGAAUAGUUGCAUAUCGGUGGAUUAUGCUUUGAGGGAGGACAGUCGUACGGAGAAACACGGCGACGAAAUCGAACGGCUACUAGAUGCGGAGGCUUCAAGGCGCCAGGUGAAAUUGGACAUUUAA